GCUGCAGAGACUUGACCAACGCGUUUAUGAGCGGAGACGCAGCGUAGCGCAGAGUAACUUCAGCUGGUGACAGGUUCUCUGUGUCAGGAGGCAGAAGAACAAGAAGAAGAAGAAGAAGAAGAAGAACAAGAAGAAAGUGAUUGUCACCAUGCAGAGACUCGGACUUUUCACCUUUGUAACCUGCUGCGCGGUCGCAGCGCUGGUUUCGGCUGCAAAUGUGCAAAAGGACUCCAAACCUCCUGGGACGGUUUCCCCGGCACAAGAGUUUACCCCAACUGCACCCUCCACCACCAUCAAAAGCACAACCCCGGCCCCUCACAACACGACCACCCCGGCCCCUCACAACACGACCACCCCGGCCCCUCACAACACGACCACCACCGGCCCCUCAAACGCGACCACCACCGUGGCCCCUCACAACGCGACCACCGUGGCCCCUCACAACACGACCACCACCGUGGCCCCUCACAACACGACCACCGUGACGCCACCUCCUCCCGGUCCUACUCCCCCCACCAACCUGACUACGGGAAAAUACUUUGUGAAUGAAACUGGGAAGGUGUGCGUGAUGGCUGAGAUGGCGUUGCAGAUACGACUGAAGAACGGAAAGGAAAACGGGACCUUCAUUAUUCAGCCGAGCAAGACCCGAGCGAGUGGAAGCUGCCAGGGAACCAGUGCCGUCCUCACUCUUUCCUUCACCGAAGGCGCGAUCACCUUCUCAUUUAACAAGAACGUCACAGACAACUCCGUCUAUGUCGACACGCUGGCUUUCAACCUCUCCUACUCCUUCACCAAAGGAAGUAACCAACAGUACAGCGCCAGCAACAAGUCGCUGCAUCUGUUCACCACCAAGGUUGGACACUCCUACUCCUGCAAGGCGGAGUCGCUGUACAUGGGGAAAGGGCUGUACCUGGACGUCAGCAAAGAUAGGAUGCAGGCUUUCAACGUGACCAAGAGCGCCGAGUUUGGUCCUCCCGACUACUGUCCAGCCGACCAGGAUAAUUACCGUGUGGCCAUUGCCGUGGGCAUAACGCUGCUGGUGCUCAUCAUCGUGGUGAUUGUCGCUUACCUGCUCGGCCGUAAGAAGAGGAACGACGGCUACCAGAGCCUGUGAGGAGUCGGCCACAAGUCAUCCAGCCAGUGAGGCGUGGGCUAAAGGGCACCUCCACUAAACCUACCUUCUCCUGUCUUUUUAUUUCUUUUUUUUUUUUUUUUGGUUUACUAGAUUUUUACUGUUAUCUUUUUUUUUCUUUUAUCCAGAGGUAUCUGCACAAGGUUUUAAAGUUUAAAUUACAACUUUUACAUCACAAACUAUUUAUUCCUCUUAAGAAAUCUAAAAAUCGCAACUCUUAUUUAGUAUCUUCUAGACAGACUGAAUUUAAUACCAAAACUGAAAAAUACCGAAACUGAAAAAAAAGGGAAAUAAUAUAAACGUUACAGCAGGAAUAUGUAAGAAAAACGAAUUUAAUGCAGGCAUGAAGUUAUUUCCAUGCCUUUGGUACAAAUACACAGAAGUUGUAACACCCUCGUAUUCCUCAUCGAUGUGGAAAAGCAUUUCUCUAUCCGGACACUAAAUCUGAACCAAACUGACAUCUGAAGAGAGAAAUACUGACGAGAAUUGGUUUGAUUGUUUUAGUUUUGUGGUGUCAUUUUUGAGGAACAACAUCAUAGUCUUUCGCCCUUUUUCAAAUUUUUACGAGGUGGUCUGUGUUAUUAAUAGUCAGCCGUGUAUAUUCAGAUUUUUUUUCAUUAUUCUAUAAUUUUUUUUUUUUUUUUAAAAAGGGAAUUUAUCUGAUCUAUAUGCAGGUAUUUGAAUUAUUAAUCAGAACAAAAAGGGAAAAUCAGACAAAUGUGUAUAAGGGAUCAUUAUUUGCACUGAUUUCUGAUUUUUUAAACCGUAGGUUUUCAACGGGGGCACUGCAGUAGGGUCGCAAAAUUUUUUGUUGAUUAGGCAUUUUUUUUAAUAUAUAUAUAUAUAUAUAUAUUUUUUUUUAAAAAAGUCUCCCCCAACAAAUUAAAAAUUCUUUAAAUAAACAUGAAUCCAACAUUUUUUAGUAAAAGGAUAAGGGAAAGCUUAAUAUUCAAUGCAAAAUGAUAAUAAUAAUAAUGUGUAUUUAUAAAUAGCAUUAGACUGAGUUUCAUAUAGGACACAUGGUCUGGACCCCUGGUUUAAACUAGAUGCCUUUUGUCCACAUUUUUGCAGAACAUUUGCUCUUUUUCGAGUUUCUUUAAAGGUUUCAUGCUGAGCUGAGAGCAGCUGUCUCUGGACCAAAGUUAAGACGCCACCGUUUAUUUUCCGCAAGAAUCAGUUGUUUAAUCAUGCGCAACUGUCAGUGUCGGAUAAAAGAUUUCCUUCACGUGGCAGGAUCCUAAUCAGCUGAUGCUCACGUCCGCGUCAGUGUACGAGUUUCUAAGUUACCAGUUACUAAUUACGACCGCUGCUAAGUGGAACUAGUCUGCAGGAAGUAGCUUUUGUCCGCGACGUUAACGCUGGAUGCACUCGCCCGCAAAUUAACACGAAGCGUUUAUGUCACAGGGUCAGUUAAUUGCAAACCUACGUGAUUCCCGUGUUCCCCUUCCCCUCUUCUCGCAGCCGUGCAGGUGGCACUUUCUUUUCUGUUUGUGCUCAGGUAACUUCUGCUUCUCCUUUUUUUUUUUUUCUUUUUUACCACAAUAAAGUUUCCCCCGUUCCUCUUAUGUCAUCUGAUCACGUUAUUUUCAGAAGAAACUUUUUAAACGUGCCUGAUAUUUAAGGGCUAAACUAUAUUGCUGUACGGAGGCGGAAGCAGAAAUCUGACUCCCUCGUCAGAGGAGAAAAUGAUCAUUGUUGUUAUUUGUGGGAACUGACCCUUGUUGCAUGUUAAAUAGGGAUGUACGUUAGCUUUAAUAUUACUCUGUGUGCUUGUGGGCGGAGUCAGCGCCACGCUGUUAUACCAGGGGUGUCAAACUCAUUUUUAGUUUACAGCCUUGGAUCCUUAAAAUAAGUGCGAUUCAUGCCACCUGUGGUUUACUUCCGGGUUUCAUUUUAUGUCCUCGACUCUUCUGAAACACAGGCUGACCCCUAGUGGACACAGUAGGAACAGCACUUUUAUUGAGGCCGGGUUUUGGCCCCCGGGCUUCAUGUUUGACACCCCUGGAUUUAGACUCCGAGAUGAUGAAGGAGCAGGCCAUGCAUGCUGCUCGUGACUGCACUUCACACUGUCCUCCAUCGGGUGGCGCUGCUGAGUAUGGAAGUCAGCGGAGGAGGAGGAGGAGGAGGAGGAGGAGGAGCUAAAAUGUACAAUUAACCGUGUGAGCCCUUUUGCCUGUUGUUAACGUUUCGUCCCAAUAAAGAUGAUUGUGUUUCUA
Mugil cephalus (flathead mullet) is the source of this 3348-nucleotide messenger RNA. RefSeq names its product CD68 molecule (gene cd68). Gene Ontology annotation, cellular component: membrane. The record is from RefSeq and is a predicted model, not a curated record. NCBI's taxonomy places the organism in Eukaryota, Metazoa, Chordata, Actinopteri, Mugiliformes, Mugilidae.